CAAAAUGAGAAAAAUUGCUGUAAGCACCAGCAUUUUUUGUUUCCGCUCAGUCACUUCGCUCAGCUCUAGCUAUUCAAACGUUUAACAGAUUUGCUGUGCGAAAGUCAAAGAAAGUGCUGAUUCUAUAAGAAUAACGCCAAAAUGCAUUUGUGGCGAAUAACAUCGAUAUUACUCCUCUACAUUAUAGUCACAGCUACUGCAAAGCGCUUGAUCACGCCCAAAGCGCAUCUCUCAGACCGUCAGAGUGAGAAUGAACGUGUUGUUGGCGGCACCAAUGCCGAACCGGGAUUCGCUUCCUAUCAGGUAUCCAUACAAGGCAUGUAUAACAGCCAUUGGUGUGGUGGCGCCAUCAUCGACAAACACUGGAUACUAACGGCUGCACAUUGCAUUUACGGCUAUAAUCCGCCUUACUUGCGCAUCAUAACGGGUACUGUGGAGUCGGAUAAGCCACGCGCUGUUUACGAAUCAGAUGAGUAUUAUACUCACUGUAAUUACGAUAAUCCGGUAUAUUCCAAUGAUAUCGGACUCAUACAUUUGAAAGAUCCCAUCGUUUUCGAUCAAUAUACACAGGCUGUGCCGUUGGCAUCGAAGCCAUUGGAAGACAAUGCCACGGCUAUACUCACCGGUUGGGGUGACGUACAAUUAGGUGGUCCACCAGCGGAAUCAUUGCAGAAAAUCUCAUUGAAAUACCUAAGUCACAAACGUUGUUUGGAGGCGUUUGAAGAGGAGGAUAGGGAGAUACUUGACAUCGGUCAUAUUUGCACAUUCACCAAAGAAGGUGAGGGUUCAUGUCAUGGCGACUCUGGUGGUCCUCUCAUUAGUGGUGAUGAACUGGUCGGCAUCGUCAACUGGGGUGUGCCUUGCGCUCAGGGUUAUCCGGAUGCCUUCGCUAGUGUUUACUUUUAUCGUGAUUGGAUACGUCGCGUUAUGUCAGGUAGAUGUAAGGCAUGCCACUGCGAAGCAAGUAAUUAUCCGACUUUUGGGGAUAAAAAUUAAAUUGUGAAUUAAAAUACUGACUUAGUAGAAUAUUAAGAAAGGAUUUCAAUUAUGGUAUUGAUUGGUUUGAUAUUUAUUCUUUUAUAUAUUAAUUAAAUAAAUUGUUCGAGUUUUUACAAAAUCAAAACCAAAAUCUGAAAGUUUUAUGUCACCUUUGUAGGGAUCAUAGUUUGUUCGAAAACUUUAUCAAAAGCAUGGGUACUUUAGCGAACGUGUCAACUGUCGCUUAUCUUUUAUAGAAUCAAUAUCAGCUGAUCGGUCAUCACAUUAGAUAGACAAUACAUUUGAACUUAAGAUUUGUUAAAAUACCCAUUUCUUAGGCUAGAAGGUUUUACUAAUCAUCUCUUGACAUGUCUUUAAAAAAUUUUAUAUUAUUCAAAGUUCAGCGAAUUUAUUUUAAAAUAAUAAGCUUAUAUGAUCUCUUGUUGGAUGAUCAUGACACUUUUAUAGAACCAUCAUACUCAUUUUUUAAAUAAAAGACUCGGGUCUUCGGGUAUUCGAGAGAAAAAAAGGGCUAAGUUCGGGUGUAACCGAACAUUUUAUACUCUCUCAAUUUAUUUAUUUAAUUUUAUUAAUAUAACAAACAAUUUUAUACAUAUUCGGCAUAUAUAAGGUAUAAAGUCCAAUGAAAGUUUGAAAACCCUAAUAGUAGGUAUAUGGAAGCUAGGGGAAGUUAUGACCCCAUUUCACUAAUUUUUGGCACGGAGACGUAUUAUUAGAAGAAAAAUAUUCCCUCUGAAUUUCUUCAAAAUAUCUGAUAGACUUACUUAUAUAUAUUUUCGGUAAAAAUUAAUUAGAAGCUCUGAGGUCUUCAUAUUCAAUAUAUGGCGCCUUGAAUACUUAUGGUCCGAUUUCGGCGAGUUUUGGAAGGCUGAUAUCUUCACGAGUUCUUACUUUAUAUAUUGCAAAGUGAACGAUUCAGAUCGACUUCAAUGUUCUGGUAUAUGGAAAGUCGGCGUCGUUGUGAACCGAUUUGGACUAUUUUCAUCAUAUCUCAUUGGGAAGCUCAAUUCCGGUUUCGCUCAUCUUCGAACUUAAUCUUCUUAUGGUGCCAAGAAAUACGUCUUCCAAGUUUCAUCAAGAUAUCUCAAUUUUUACUCAAGUUACAGCUUGCACGGACGGACAGACAUACGGAUGGACAGACAGACAUCCGGAUUUGCACUUUACUCGUCACCCUGAUCAUUUUGAUAUAUAUAACCCUAUAUCUAACUCGCUUGGUUUUAAAAAUGUUUAUUCCCAUGUGCCAUACCCUGUCUGUGCCAUACGAUGUAUAAAAAAGUUUAAAGAGUGAAUUAUCAUUAUUUCUAAUUAUUAUAUCUAAUACAUAAGGUUACGACUUUAAUGGCUUAAACUUAAAUGAUACAACACCCUGCGUGAGCUCAGUAAACUUUAUUUCAGUCUAAUUGUAUUUCCGGUCCAAAGUUUAAGUCAUAAGAUAGGAGUUCCCUAAUGUAUCAGCCAUCAAUCAAAUAAAUUAUUAAAAUUUGUAUUUUGAAUUUGUAUCACAUUUUUACUAUAUUUUAUAAUAAUAUAAUUCAUUUAUCAAUAAUUCAACUAAAACACUUCGUAGAACCGCUCAUUAUGCGACGUAUCCAAUCCGUAUAGAAAUAGGGGCUUGCAUGCGCAUCGGGAUAGCCGAUGGCGCAAGGCAUACCCCAAUUAACAAUGCCGACCAAUUUUCCAGCGCUCACCAACGGGCCACCCGAAUCACCAUGACAUGAGCCUUCGCCAACCUUCGUAAAUGUGCAAAUAUGUCCAACAUCCAAUUCCGGAUCAUUAUUAUGCAUUUCUUUACAUUUUUUAUGUGGUAAAUAUUUCAAAGACACAAUCUGCAGAUUAUCUGGUGUAUCUCCAUACAGUUCCGUUGAACCCCAACCUGUCAGUUUGACCUCAUCGCCCUCGUUCAUCUGUUGUGUUGGCAAUGCUACGGGUUGCGUACGGUCAUUG
Molecule: messenger RNA, 2943 nt
Organism: Zeugodacus cucurbitae (melon fly)
Lineage: Eukaryota; Metazoa; Arthropoda; Insecta; Diptera; Tephritidae
Product: chymotrypsin-1
Exons: 1
Coding region: 142-996 (284 amino acids)
Biological process (GO): proteolysis
Molecular function (GO): serine-type endopeptidase activity
Source: RefSeq, a predicted model, not a curated record